AUGCUGAUAGUCUGUUGCGGGUGUGGCUUAGGCGUGGAGAACGUUACCACAAUCACUGCCUUGUCCAGACGGAUCGAUGGGGUGGAGGGAGUGUCAUGGUGUGGGGAGGGAUCAGUUGUCAUCACCGAACAGCACUCCAUGUUUGCCGUGGCAGAAUUAAUGCCAUUUACUACCGGAAAACGUCUUGCAAAAUCACGUCAUUCCCACAGAGUCGGGAGCGCUGAAAAGACAAUGAUCUUGGACAUGCAUAACCAGCUGAGAGCAUCAGUGACGCCUUCCGCCGCUAAUAUCAUGAGACUGGCAUGGGAUGAUGAGGUUGCCAUGGUAGCGCAGGCUUGGGCCGAGGCGUGUCAGCUAAAACACGACCAGCCUAAACACAGGGCGGUUCCAGGAAGGUUAUCACUAGGUCAAAACGUAGCAGUGGGGAAGCUUAACUGGACUGUGGCUAUUUUGUCAUGGUACGGCGAGAAGGAGAAUUUUACAUUUGGUGGAAACAAUUCUCUGGAACACACCGCUCAGUACUUUCAGAUGGUGUGGGCUGAAACCACCCGACUAGGAUGUGGGUAUGCGGACUGCGACGGAACCAGUUUCUUUGUUUGUAACUACGGACCAAGUUUCAGCCGAAGAUACGGGACCGAUCUUCCAUACCACCAGGGGGCGAGUUGUGGCGACUGUCCAUCGAAAUGUGUGGCUGGACUCUGUGACUGCGGUUUAAAGUUUUGUGAAAACGAAGGAGAAUUACACCCAGAUACAUGCUCCUGUUGUUGUAUAACACACUUCUACAAACAAGACACGUGCUUGUUGGACUGCAGCGACGUGGUCGAAGAUGAAGCGCUGUGUGGGGGAGACGACGUCAUUUCUAAGUGCAACAACUACCAUAUUACCAGUGUGUACUGUCCGCGUCGGUGCAACGUUUGUCCAUAUGCUGAUGUUAACUACACAGACGUUGGCGUGACGUCACCUCCGUUAUCCGGACCUACAAAACGGCCACCAGUCUCGGUAUCACGUUCAUCGCAUGCGCAAUGUACAUUGAUGUUAGUUAUCUGCUGCACUGCUGUCAUGGCGGCCAUCAAUGGAUUAGACCAAAUAACUGAGUAAAAAUACUAACGUCCUAAACCAAAUUACACCCAUCCAAUGGAAUGAAAACUUUAAAAUUGUAUCAGUAUUAUGAUGACCUGUUAUUAUAUAUAUAUACAGAUAAACAGGCAUGAGAAAAAAAGUUACCAUUUACAAAUAUUUAAAAAAAUCUUUUUAAUACGAAUUACGUCUAAACACUUGCAGCACUCGCCUGAUGCGCGGUCAGCUUAGGAUCGAUCCCUGUCGGUGAGCCCAUUGGACUAUUUAUCGUUUCAGUCAGUGUCCUACGACUGGUAAACCAAAAGACCUUGGUAUAUGCUAUCCUGUCUGUGAGAUGGUUCAUAUAAAAGAUCCCCGACUACUAAUUGAUACA
Gigantopelta aegis is the source of this 1450-nucleotide messenger RNA. RefSeq names its product cysteine-rich venom protein Mr30-like. NCBI's taxonomy places the organism in Eukaryota, Metazoa, Mollusca, Gastropoda, Neomphalida, Peltospiridae. The transcript has 9 exons. Bases 1 to 1098 code for a protein of 365 amino acids. The record is from RefSeq and is a predicted model, not a curated record.